GCGUUUACGCGCAGCGGUUCCCCGCCCGCCGCCGCCCCCGCCCCAGUCUGCUUGGUUCUGCGUCCACCCGGCACUCGGAGCAACCCCGGUGGCUGCGCGACAGUCCCCGCCAUGUCUGCAGCCAUGAGGGAGAGGUUCGACCGGUUCUUGCAUGAGAAGAAUUGCAUGACCGACCUCCUAGCCAAGUUGGAGGCCAAGACCGGCGUAAACCGGAGCUUCAUAGCGCUCGGUGUCAUCGGGCUAGUGGCCUUGUACCUGGUGUUCGGUUAUGGAGCCUCUCUCCUCUGCAACCUGAUAGGAUUUGGCUACCCAGCUUAUGUCUCAAUGAAAGCCAUAGAGAGUCCUAACAAGGAUGAUGAUACCCAGUGGCUGACCUACUGGGUAGUGUAUGGUGUGUUCAGCAUUGCUGAAUUCUUCUCUGAUCUCUUCCUGUCAUGGUUCCCCUUCUACUAUAUGCUUAAGUGUGGCUUCCUGUUGUGGUGCAUGGCCCCGAGUCCUUCUAAUGGGGCUGAAUUUCUCUACAAGCGCAUCAUUCGUCCUUUCUUCCUGAAGCACCAGUCUCAGGUGGACAGUAUGGUGAAGGACCUGAAGGACAAAGCCAAAGAGACUGCAGAUGCCAUUACUAAAGAAGCCAAGAAAGCUACAGUGAAUUUACUGGGUGAAGAGAAGAAGAGUACCUAAACCCUUGAACGGAUGGAGCCUUCCCGCCCAGCCCCCUGCACCUUCCUCUUAGAGCUUGACAUUAUUUUAGGGACUGUGGUAUAAUCAUUUUAAUGUUGCCUUGGAAACAUUUUUUGAUAUAUUAAAAAAUGGAAUGUGUUGUAAGGGUUUUUUUUUUUUUGCUUUUACUGUCUGUACAUUACAUAGGGAGCAUUUUAAUUUAAAUUUAAUGCAGUGGCAGUAUCUAAAUUUUUGAAAAUAUAUUGCCUCUAGGUAGGAAAAGACAUGUAUGUUACUAUCCUGAAGGAAAUGUAAACUAAAAAUAAAAUUUGUAUAUCCCACAGGCUCUGUACUUUA
Molecule: messenger RNA, 1017 nt
Organism: Ictidomys tridecemlineatus (thirteen-lined ground squirrel)
Lineage: Eukaryota; Metazoa; Chordata; Mammalia; Rodentia; Sciuridae
Gene: Reep5
Product: receptor accessory protein 5
Source: RefSeq, a predicted model, not a curated record